Anopheles bellator is the source of this 4845-nucleotide messenger RNA. RefSeq names its product transcriptional regulator ovo-like. The transcript is spliced from 8 exons. Gene Ontology annotation, cellular component: nucleus. Gene Ontology annotation, biological process: regulation of transcription by RNA polymerase II; epidermal cell differentiation. The record is from RefSeq and is a predicted model, not a curated record. Gene Ontology annotation, molecular function: DNA-binding transcription factor activity, RNA polymerase II-specific; RNA polymerase II cis-regulatory region sequence-specific DNA binding. The coding region runs from base 1 to 4845 and encodes 1614 amino acids. Lineage: Eukaryota; Metazoa; Arthropoda; Insecta; Diptera; Culicidae.
AUGCCGAAGAUAUUCCUUAUCAAGAAUCGGUUGCAUCAGCAACAGCUGCGGCUGCUUGAAGCGCAGAAGAACAGCCACGACAGCUCCGACAACAACGGCGGCAACGGAGUUGUCGGCGGAAAGGCCGGGGCCGUCGAUAACGUGAUCGGCAGCAGCAACGAACCACUCUCGCUGGUAUCUCGUAAACGCGAGCACAAAUACGCUACAGAUCGCGACAUCUUUGGGGAAGAGAAUCGCUUCAGUCCCCCAUGCCGGAAGCGAGCUCCAUCACCGUCCUUGUCGCUCUUUGCCCCGGAGCGGUUGGCAACGGCUGCACCCAAAGUACUGGAAGAGAUGGAAGAGAAGGAAGGGAAGGAAGAGGAAAAGGAAGUGGUCGAGGUGGUGGGGGAGGAGGAGGAGGAGGAAAAGGUACAGGAAGAGGAAGGGAAGGAGGGCGCAGAGGAGGCGAAGAAGAAGGAGAAGGUGAUAGAUGCGUCGGCGGCGGCGGCAGUGGCGGAGGAGAAGGAGGAGGAAAUGAUGGAGGAAAAAGAGGAAGAGGUGAAGGAGGAGGUGGUGGAGAUGGAGAAGAAGGAAAAGGAGGAGGAGAAGGUAGAGAAGGCGGAGAUGAAGGAGACGGAGAACGACUCCGCGACUAGCGGCUCAGGCAGCUUUGUCGCUGAUCACCACUAUCAUCACCGUCCGCUCGGCAUAACGCAAGCCUACCGUCACCACCAUCUCCACAACCCCUAUCAAACCCACUAUCAUAACAUGCAGACAGGCCGGUUUCUCCGCAGCAAUACAUCCACCAAAGAUCCUUGUUUUUCUUACCCUCCCUCUACUGCUACCAUAACCACUACGACAACAUCGACUACUACUACCACCACUACUGCUACCACGGCUACUACUGCUACUACUGCUACUUCUGCAGCUCCGCCACUUUCGGUCACUUGCAACAGCAACAAGGACAACGUAGAAGAAGACAAACCGUUCCGAAAUGGCAGGCCGUAUCCUUCGCCACUGCUGGCAUCGGUACCCAUCGCCGAGGAGAAAAAGGAGGGCGAGCCAACGGAAGAGGUGCUGGUGGUGGAGCGCGAAGGGGAACCAGUGGUGGUGCCUGCGGUGGUGCGAUCUUCGUUCAUCAGUGUCGGGACAAAUCGAAUAGCACAACCGUCACCGCCUAGAGCCGAGGCGGCUGCUAGCAAGAAGGGCGCCGCAGCUGGUGGUGGCAGUGGUGGCAGUGGUGGCAGUAAUGGUGAGCGGCCAAUUAUGGCGGUAACGGUAGCAAAGUAUGACCAGCGGUGCCCCGUCCUGCUGCCGCUGCCCACUGUCAGCAACGGUACGUUCCGUAGCUGCGACGGACCGUCGCCGUACGUCGGAUUGCGCGGUCAUGUCCCCACGAACGCCGAGCGCAAAGCGUACCCUCCCACGCCUCCUGCCAUCUUGGAGAAGGUGGAUUGGCGGUCGGAACCAACGGCCGAGGAGAUCAGUCCCACGAAGGCAGGCCCACCACAGGACCACGACAACAUCGCUAACUCGUCGUCGUCGUCGUCAUCGUCAUCGUCGUCAUCGACCACCCUGUACAAUGAGCAGCGGGUCGCGCGGAAGGGUGUGAUACGCGAGGAGCCUAGUGUACCCAGCGGUGACCACUAUCGGCAAAUAUCGUCCCCGGUGGACAAACUGCCAUCGGCGAAGGGUCGGCUUCUGUCGCUGCACACACGCCCUGCUCCGCUACCCCAGGUGGUACCCCACGGAACGGUGGUGCGCUGCUCUGUCAUCCAGCGGACGCCCGUCGUAGCCAAAUUAUCGUCCACCGAACCACACCAACAACAGCCGGUGGGCGUUGAUCCCAACCCCCGGGCAGUAGACUUGAAGGUGAGGGUACCGGUGGCACUGAUCGCAGAACCGGAGCAGGAACAACCGAUAGACUACCAUAUACCGAAGCGCCCGCCGGCGUCGGUGGCAACGCCGACGCCGCCGACAGCGGAAGGACCGCGAAACGAAGCGGAGGAGGAAGAGAAUUGCGAUAAGCGCGCUGAAAUGAACACGAGCCCCCACCCAGCCGGCAUUCUGCAACGGAACCUGCAACCGUUUCGGUCGGCGGCCGCGGCUGCUGCGGCCGCCGCGGUCCUGAACGGCAUCGUACAGGGCGCGGCAGGGCACGGACGGUCCUCGGGCGAUGGUGGUAGCGGUGGUGGUGGCGGUGGCGCUGCCCAAAACCAAUCCGGAGGCGCCGGCGAUGGUGGUGGGGGCGGGACAUCGAACGGCGGUGGCGGUGGCGGAUACGCAUCCGGUGGCAGUGGAGGUGCCAGCGGUGGUGGUGCCUUCGGCGGUGGUACGGGGAGUGGCGGCGGUGGUGGGAUGGGAGGGCGCGAUGGCCGUUCCAACUACGGUCCGAACAGCCCACCCACCGGCUCCCUGCCACCGUUCUACGAAAGUCUAAAGGGUGGCGGAGCGGGAGGAGCCCUUAACAGCUACAACGCGAACGGUGGCUAUCUCACGAACGGCACAUCCAGCUACCAGCAGCUACUCAGCACGCUCGACUGUGAGGCCACCGUGCAGGAACUGAGCGGCAGUGGAUCGGGCGGGGGCGCUGAGAGCAGUUUGUUGGGGUUGGGGCCGGGCUUUACCAGUUACGGUAGUGCGACGGGCGCAAGCAGCAGCGGUGAUGGUAAGCGAGUCACCGACGGCGCUGGCAGCAACGACGGGGGCGGUGCUAAUGGCACUGGCAGCGAUGGCAGCGACAUUGGCAGUCCGGAGUCGGCCGCGGUGGUGGCGGUAGCGGCUGCUGCUGCCGCCGCUGCUAUGGGCAAACACUGCCAUCUAAUGCUGCACAACCACUUCGGGUUGCCGCUAAAGGACGAGAUCGAUCUGGACUACGAUGCUAAGGUGGACUCGACCCUGCAGGGACUGUACGUCAGCAGCAGGGCCGGAGGCGGAGAUGGAGGAGAGAACACGGGGGCUGGUGAAAUUGUACCUGUAGACGGUGGAGCAUCCGGGAAUGGCGGCGGGGGUGGUAGCGGCGGCUACGGUGUGCCCGACGCCAUGAUUGACAUCGGCGACUCGUUGCAGCUGACGACCUACGCUUCAUCCGGUGGCGGCAGUCCCACGGUGCUGCUGGAAGGUUUGAGCGAUGCGGAUUUCUCGCUUUACUCGCGCGCCAUGCACGACGAACAGUCGAGCAACGGCAACGACCUGGAGCUCACAUCCACGCCCUCACUUACACCCGACUCCGUCGGCACUCCGCUGCAACACAUCGACCCGGCGCACGAAGCCUUUGGCGACGUGUAUCCUUCCGGUGAGGCCCACCACCAACAGAACGGACAUCUGACACUGCCGCGGGAGUACGCGACGAUGGUAGCCGCUGCAGCCUUCAGCAGUCAGCACCACUCGCUCACGCCCAACACCAUCCAGCAUCCGCAACACGGUGGCCAUCAGCAACAUCAGCACCAGCAGCAGCAUCAGCUACAGCAUUCGCAGCACCACCACCAGCAGCAUCAUCUCAACGCUCACCAUCAGGUGGCGCAACAGAGCCUGCAGAAGUACGGCGCAGCGGCGCACGACAACAACAACCAGCCGGGGCUGGGCUACCUCCAGACGGGCGUCGGAGCUGCGUCCUACCAGUCCUACCAGGCGCUGCUACGCUACGAUCCGCUCGACAGUCACAGCAACCUGUCGCUGCCGUCGCCAAACGGCGGUUCGUCUUCGUUGGACGUAGCGCUACAGCAAAACCUUCAGCCGGCGAUGCUACACGGUGCGGGGUCGAACGUCACCUCUCUGCACCUCCAAUCCAACCCACUGCACCAGCAACACCAGCAACAGCAGCAACACCGAUCGCUUGGAGUCCGAUCGCCCGGAGCCACCUCCGCGACCCUGGGUCACGUAGCGGUAGUCGGUCCACCCCCAGCCGUAAUUGCUUGCACCAUUCAGAACCUCGGACUGCCCGCCGAUUCGGAGCUGCAGUUCGUUAACGGCGGCCAUGGCAUCAAGAAUCCACUGGCAAUCGAGAAUGUUCCGCUACGGAUGCGUAUCGAUGAGCGCCACAGUAAGUCGCUGGGGUCGAGCGGCGGCGGUACGUCCAAAGCACGCAGCCACCAGCACCACAACCAGCAGCAGCAGCAACACCAUCAGCAGCAUCUGCUACCACAGAAACAGCUUGAGAAUAAUGUGGUCGUAGUUGGUUCUGCGACCACCGCUAGCUCGACAUCCGCGUCCUCAACGGCUUCCCUUUCCUCUGCCUCCUCCACUUCUUCUAACUCACCCUCCUCAUCAUCCGCAUCGUCUACCUCGUCGUCCGCCGCUUCUCCGAACGGGUGUAGUUCGCCCGGGCACAGCGUCGUCGGGGGUGUCACCGUUGUGUGUGCUCCGACCGCGACAGCCACCGACGAUGACCAGAACCGUUUCGUCUGUCGUAUUUGUUCGAAGACUUUCAGCCUGCAACGGUUGUUGAACAGGCACAUGAAGUGCCAUUCGGACGUGAAACGGUAUCUGUGUACGUUCUGCGCGAAGGGCUUCAAUGACACAUUCGACCUGAAGCGGCACACGCGCACCCACACCGGCGUCCGACCGUACAAGUGCAACUUGUGCGAGAAGUCCUUCACGCAGCGCUGCUCGCUCGAAUCGCACUGCCUCAAGGUGCACGGUGUCCAGCACCAGUACGCCUACAAAGAGCGACGCACGAAGAUGUACGUUUGCGAAGAGUGUGGACACACGACGAACGAGCCGGAGGUGCACUACAUGCACUUGAAAGAGAAGCAUCCGUACUCACCGGCACUGCUUAAGUUUUACGACAAACGGCACUUCAAGUUCAGUAACGCAGCGUUCGCCAACAAUCUGCUUGGCUCGCUACCAAUGCCGGUGCACAAUUAA